UGGGCUAGUUAAGCACGAAUCUCUCUCCCAUUCCAUAGGGAAUGAGCUGGGCAGUCCCUGCUCCCCACGUCCACCUGCACUUCGUUAGAGAGCGGAAUGCUCACAUGCCACCACCCCACAAGAUCCCCACAAUGACAUAACUCCAUGCAGAGACUGGCGUGACUGGGCUGGGUUUCCCCCCCUUCAGCUCUUGUAUCACUAAGAAUCUGGCAGCCAGUUCCGUCCUGACAGAGUUCACAGCAUAUAUUGGUGGAUUCUUGUCCAUAGUGCAUCUGCUUUAAGAAUUAACGAAAGCAGUAUCAAGACAGUAAGGAUGUUCUGAAGCAGUGUACUAACAUGGUGGCUAGUGGGCACCACCCAGAAACCUAUUGCAGGAAGGCAUUUAAUUAAGGAAGGACCUAGAGAGAUUGACUGUUGGGCCUGGCUCGUCCAGAAGGGGGCGCAUGUGUAUGCAAUCUGACCUGAAACCUGUUCACCACCCCAGAAGUUGCACAAGUACAUCCUUUUCCUGACGCUUAAAUACAGAUUAAAAAGACAUCAUUAGAUGCUCUAAAAAAAAAAAAACAAAAAACAAACUAUAAAAUAAUAAAAUACACAUUUGCUAAUGCAUUUAACAUUGCAAAUCCAAUAUCCUUUUCCUGAAAGUGUACUAUUUUAUAAUAAUAUGUUUUCACUUUAUUUAGGAGUCAAAGCAUUUGCCAAACAUGAAUCUAGGUGUGUUUAUUCUCCUCUUGGCAUUAACUGGUGGUGCCAGCGGUUAUUACUAUGACGAUUAUGAUUUCCCUCUAUCGAUUUAUGGGCGAUCAUCACCAAACUGUGCACCAGAAUGUAACUGCCCUGAAAGCUAUCCAACAGCCAUGUACUGCGAUGAGCUGAAAUUGAAAAGUGUGCCGAUGGUGCCUCCUGGAAUCAAGUAUCUCUACCUUAGGAAUAACCAGAUCGACCAUAUUGAUGAAAAGGCCUUUGAAAACGUCACUGAUCUGCAGUGGCUCAUUCUAGAUCAUAACCUUCUAGAAAAUUCCAAGAUAAAAGGAAAAAUUUUCUCUAAACUGAAACAACUUAAGAAGCUGCAUAUAAAUUACAACAACCUUACGGAGUCUGUGGGCCCACUCCCCAAGUCCCUGGUGGAUCUCCAGCUUACGCACAACAAGAUAACGAAGCUUGGCUCCUUCGAUGGACUGGUAAACCUGACCUUCGUCCACCUCCAACACAAUCAACUGAAAGAGGAUGCUGUUUCAGCUGCUUUUAAAGGUCUUAAGUCCCUCGAGUACCUUGACUUGAGCUUCAACCAGAUGGCCAAACUGCCUUCUGGUCUCCCAGCAUCUCUUCUAACUCUCUACUUGGACAACAAUAAGAUCAGCAACAUCCCUGAUGAGUAUUUCAAGCGUUUUAGUGGGCUGCAGUAUCUACGUUUAUCUCACAAUGAACUGGCUGAUAGUGGAGUACCUGGAAAUUCUUUUAAUGUAUCAUCCCUGCUUGAGCUGGAUCUCUCCUAUAAUAAGCUUAAAAACAUACCGACUGUCAAUGAGAACCUUGAAAACUAUUACCUGGAGGUCAAUGAACUCGAAAAGUUCGAAGUAAAGAGCUUCUGUAAGAUCCUGGGACCAUUAUCCUACUCCAAGAUCAAGCAUUUGCGUUUGGAUGGCAACCGUCUCACGCACACCAGUCUGCCCCCCGAUAUGUAUGAAUGUCUACGUGUAGCAAAUGAAAUCACCGUUAAUUAAUAUCUACGAAUUCCAAUUCUAUUGAGGUGGAUCCCGGAGCAACAUUUUAUGGUUACGUUUGUGUGUGUCAGUUUUGAUAGUAUUCAUUUUUGUCGCUGUUUUUACUUCCAUGAAUUUUAAAUUCUGAAGGAAAUGUUUUGUAAACAUUUUACUCCUUUUUUUUUUUUUUUUACAAGAAAAGAUGAAAGGCAGGCCUAUUUCAUCACGAGCACAGACACAGACACACACAUAGACAACAAACUUAUGCUUUAUUUGUAAAUUUAGUAUUUUCUACAUCUCUACUGUCAAAUGAUGUGCAGAAUCUUCUACUGGUUACGUGGAAGUCAGCCCAGCAUUCUAAUUCCUAAAUCAACUCAAUGUGCCAAAAAGCAUGGGCUACCCACAUAUGGAUGUUUGGUGCCUUGAACCAAAUUUCAAUGUUCAGAUUUGUUUAGCUGAAAAAUAGGUGGUAAAUUUUGAGGCCGAUGAUUUUGCAAAAUACUAGACCCAAUCCUUGAAGCCCCAUACACAUAAAGUGCUAUUUUUGGUAUUAAGGAUUUAUAUGGUUACCUAAUGAAACUUUUCUUUUCUAGAAUUAUUUUUUACUCUAAGUCAUGUGUAUGUUUCUUUUUAAUCAUUUGCAUGUUAUGUUUAACAAGCUAAUAGCAAAAUAAAACACGGCAAAUGGCA
Leopardus geoffroyi (Geoffroy's cat) is the source of this 2393-nucleotide messenger RNA. RefSeq names its product lumican (gene LUM). The record is from RefSeq and is a predicted model, not a curated record. The coding region runs from base 705 to 1724 and encodes 339 amino acids. The transcript is spliced from 3 exons. Gene Ontology annotation, molecular function: protein binding. Lineage: Eukaryota; Metazoa; Chordata; Mammalia; Carnivora; Felidae.